Messenger RNA from Candida tropicalis MYA-3404, 2499 nucleotides. RefSeq names its product Zcf32p (gene ZCF32). The transcript has a single exon. The record is from RefSeq and is a predicted model, not a curated record. Gene Ontology annotation, molecular function: DNA-binding transcription factor activity, RNA polymerase II-specific; transcription cis-regulatory region binding; zinc ion binding. The coding region runs from base 1 to 2499 and encodes 832 amino acids. Gene Ontology annotation, biological process: positive regulation of transcription by RNA polymerase II. NCBI's taxonomy places the organism in Eukaryota, Fungi, Ascomycota, Pichiomycetes, Serinales, Debaryomycetaceae. Gene Ontology annotation, cellular component: nucleus.
AUGCGAUACUAUAAAUUGUCCAUAGUUAUCUUUUAUUUUCUAUUCAUUCAUUCUUUCUUUCUUGUUAUUGUACAUGUAGUUUCUUUCGUUGUUUCUAUUUUAUUAUUUUACUUUUCUUUUUCUUUUUUUCACCUUUUUCAGAUUGGAAAAUUAAAAUAUUACUACCAAAACAUCAUGGAGGAGAAAAAGAAGAUCCGGAGAAGUCGUAAUGGAUGUCAUAAUUGCAAACGAUUGAAAAUCAAGUGUGAUGAAAGAAAACCAACUUGUUCAUAUUGCAUAAAAACCAACGCGCAAUGUGAUUACUCAAUUAAACUAACGUGGGGUGGACGACCCUAUAAAGUUAAGAAGAAGGAAAAACAACACAAUUUCCAAUCAGUACCAAUCCCAGCUACUUCGUCAGUAGAUUCAGUUAUCAGUAACAAAUCGAAAAAGGAAGAACCCGCAAAUGGUGGGGCACAACAACAAGGACUGAACAAUGACAUUCAGUUUAUUUUGCACGAUUUCACAACCCCCCUGGUCACAUCUCCACUUUCACCAACCGAGUCACUUAUAACUCAACCAGAACUAUUCGCAUACUCCAACAAUAGGAAAAGAAAGGCUAGUGAUUGUAAUAAUGAAAAUUUGAGGAAACGAGAUAAAUCAAUCGGUGAUGCAAUAUUCAAUACUGAGGUACAAUCGCCAUUUUUGACACCACAAAUGCCAUCAUCUUUUGUAAGUGAAGGAGACAAGUUACAUUUUCUGAAGAUAUCUGACAAGAAGACCAAUUCAGAAUCCCCAUUACAAGAAAUGAUACCGGAAAUAAAAAAUGGCAUGAAUCAAUUGACUAAUGCUUUGGCCGAUAUUGGGUUUGAACAAUUUCAAUUGGAGAAUUCCGAUAUAUUCAAUGAAUUUAUUCAGAAUCCAGAAAACUAUAAUAAAAUCGCUCAUUUAGAUAGUAAUUCAGAGAGCCUGGAAAAUUCGUUUUUGAAUAAUUAUUCUGAAGAUAUUACAAGAAUAGAAAAAUAUCUCCCACGACAAUCUACAAAUAUCUUUGGUGAUAAUACACCCAUGAGACUGCUUUCCAAUUUCUCUCGAGCACCAAAAAUACAAGAAUUAGAGUUUGAUGAUGGUGAAGAGCCCACCGAUCAAGAAUAUUGGGAAUCCAUACCACCACUGCUUGUACCAUUACCUACAUUACUUUUGAAUGUUCCCUUCUACAGAAAUUUGAUGCAUUUUUGGAUUAAUGUUGCUGCAAACCAUUUGGUUCCUGCAUCAUCAAGAAUUUAUUCUGACAAUCCUUUCAAGAUUUUGCUUACACAAAUGGCAAUGGAGUAUCCAUCAAUAUUGAAUACACUUUUAGCCUUUUCAGCAAAAAUGAGGUCAAAUUUGAUUGGUAAAGAUGAUACUCCAGAUACGAUAAUUGACCAAUUGCUAUCCAGAUCAUGUUCUGAACUUUUACGGUUAUUGAAGAACAAAGAGAGUGCUACAUCAGAUCAAACUCUUGCAACAGUGAUGCUUCUUUCGUGUUUUGAAGUCUUUAAUUCAAAAGAUUUCAGUCGUCAUAGGGCUCAUAAUAUUGGAGCAAGACAAAUAAUUAAAGCAAGAUCAACGACAGGGACAAGAGUUCGUAUUCCUGAUUCCGGAAAAGAAAAAGAUAUGGCAUUUUUCUUAAUGAGAUGGUUUGUUUAUACAGAUGUCAUUGGGGCACUUUCAUCAACCACAAACUCGGGAGAUUAUUUAUUAACCUCAAAAAAUUCAAGUACAUAUGAACCAUUGGAAUGUAUUAGCAUAUUAAGUGAUAUUGACAAUAUGCGUAAUGAUGAAUACAAAUGUCCUAAGAAUAAUAUUGACUACUUGAUGGGAUUUGAUAUGAAGUUUCUUCCACAAUUUGCUAAAAUAACGAUGCUUAUUCGAGAGGUUAACAUCCUAUUGCAACAAUCUAGAGAAACCUUACCAAAUAUUCCACUGAGCAUUGUGCACAAAGCAUUAGAAGUGAAGGAAGCACUAUUACAAACUCGUAGACUUGAUGAAGAACAGGUGAUGAAACACCAUGAACAAUUAAUGGAAUUAAAAAUAAAGAGAAAAAGAGGUAUGGACCUUCCAAAUCCCGAUUCACCAGAAGAAGUUUUAAACCUUAUUCAGGAGAAUGACAUUUUGAGAUAUACCAAUAAAAUAUUCUGCGAUGCAGGGCUAAUCCAUUUAUACCGUCGUGUCUUGUUGUUACCAAGAGAAUCAAAAUUGGUUCAAGAUCUAGCUAUGGGAAUAGGUGAACUAGCAAAAACCCAAAUUGAAUCAAGAUCACCAGCAGAAAUCUGUUGUAUAUUUUGCUUUUUCACAGCAGGUUGUGAAGUGCUCGAUGCAAACAUGCAGCAAUUCUUUCAGUUAAGAUUUCAGAACUUGGCUGAAAUGGGAAAUACAAAUGCUAGAAAAGGGCUUGAAAUUAUGAAAAGAUGUUGGCAAACAAAAGAAGAUUGGAUAACAGCUGCUAAAGUGUUGGAUCUUGAUUUAACAUUAUUGUGA